Molecule: messenger RNA, 1919 nt
Organism: Entelurus aequoreus (snake pipefish)
Lineage: Eukaryota; Metazoa; Chordata; Actinopteri; Syngnathiformes; Syngnathidae
Product: UDP-glucuronosyltransferase 2A3-like
Exons: 2
Coding region: 247-1827 (526 amino acids)
Molecular function (GO): UDP-glycosyltransferase activity
Source: RefSeq, a predicted model, not a curated record
UUUGUGCAGAUUGCUGGAGUUAAUUAGUGCUACCUGCAUGAAGCAUCUAAACCGCUGGUGACCUUUGCCCGAGUGAAGACGGCUAUCAAAGGUACAGCUGCGUAACAUGAGAGGAUAUCAACACGUUCUAGAGCAGGAACACACCUCUGCUAAGCCUUUUGGGACGGAGCGCCUGGAAUUCCCACAAAGGGCUGUUGAGCAAUCUUGUUAAGCUGCAGAAUCUGGGAGUUAUAACCGGCUUUGGACAUGUACCGGCCGACGCUGCUAGCGCUCGCUGUGCUACUCUGCGCCUCCGGCUGUGCGACGGGAGGGAAGAUCCUGGUCUUCCCCGUAGACGGAAGCCACUGGAUCAACAUGAAAGUGCUGAUCGAGGAGCUUCACGGCCGCGGCCAUGAGAUCACGGUGAUCCGGCACACGGACAACUGGUACAUCAAGCCAGAGUCCAAUUUCUACAAGACCAUCACCUUGAACUUCUCAAGUGGCUUUGAUCAACACAACUUUGGCUCGUUCGUCACAAGACUUCUGAACAUGCGGCGGGAAGGCGCCUCGGUUUGGGCUCGCCUCGCUCUGGAGUACGAACUGGUCGCCACGUUCUACGAACUGAACAAGGGAGUGGUGCAGACGUUGGGGAACGUCUUUGAGGACAAGGAAACAAUGCGGAGUCUCCGUGACGCCAAAUAUGAUGUGGUUCUGACAGACCCUGCCUUAGGCGGAGGGGUUCUCCUGGCUCACCGUUUAGGUCUUCCACUAGUUUUAAAUGUCAGGUGGACAAUUCAGGGUGAAGGACAUCAGGCAAUCGCACCCUUCCCUUUGUCUUACGUCCCUAUUCCAGGAGCAUUGCUGACAGACAAGAUGACUUUCUUUCAGCGGAUCAAAAACAUGAUGAAUUACUUCUUCACUCGCUGGCAAAUUUGGUACGUGGCAGACUCCAACUACAAGCCGUUUGUCCAUCGCUACUUCGGUCCAGACGUACACUACAUGGAGCUCUUCCAAGCAGCAGACAUCUGGUUGAUGAGGAACGAUUUCACUUUUGAAUUCCCACGUCCCACUAUGCCCAACGUGGUCUACAUGUCAGGAUUUCAAUGCAAGCCCCCCAACCCCCUUCCCAAAGAGCUGGAGGAGUUUGUCCAAAGUUCUGGUGAACAUGGCGUCAUCGUGAUGACCCUGGGCACUCUAGUCGCCGAUCUUCCCGAGGACAUCACAGACGGCAUCGCUGCCGCUUUUGCCCGACUUCCUCAGAAGGUCGUCUGGAGACACCAGGGCAAACGUCCGUCCACACUUGGCAGCAACACGCUGCUUUUGGAUUGGUUGCCUCAAAACGACCUGCUGGGUCACCCCAAGACCAAAGUGUUUGUGGCGCACGGAGGCACCAACGGACUCCAAGAGGCCAUUUACCACGGUAUCCCUCUGGUGGGCCUGCCACUCAUGUUCGACCAGCAUGACAACUUAUUCAGGAUGCAGGUGAGGGGCGUGGCCAAAGUGAUGGACAUCGCCACAGUGAACGAGGGCGACUUCCUGGCGGCGCUGAAGGCGGUGCUCUAUGAACCGUCGUACCGCCAGAAUAUGACGAAGCUGUCGGCACUGCACAGGGACCAGCCCAUCAAGCCUCUGGACCACGCCAUGUUCUGGAUCGAGUUUGUCAUGAGACACAAGGGAGCGGCACACCUACGCACAGAGUCCUACAAGAUGUCCACCAUCCAGUACUACUGCAUCGAUGUGCUGGCCUUCUUACUGGCGCUCGUGCUAACAGUUGUAGCCGUUUGCGUUUCACUGCUAAAGUUCUUGUUGCGAAGGUUGCUUUCUAGAAGCAAACUGAAAAAGGAAUAAUAGGACAGGGACACUUUGUUUAAUAAAUAUGUUUUAAAAAUAUACGAUCACACAAUUUUUUUUGCCCUUUUUCAACAUUAAACCUUCUUUCC